Molecule: messenger RNA, 1540 nt
Organism: Effrenium voratum
Lineage: Eukaryota; Dinophyceae; Suessiales; Symbiodiniaceae
Source: the annotation of a GenBank genome assembly
GCUAGCAUAUUUGGCAUCUCUUUCAUGCAUGUAGCACCGGAGUGAUGAGCUCCACAAUGAGUUCGAAGACUUCGGGCGUUCCGGAAGCACAUCACCCAGGACUGAGACAGGAGCAGAAGCUCUUCGACGACGCCUGGAAGCAGCAGGGCACGGUGGACCUGGAGCGCUCCGGUCUCAACGUGGGAUUCUCCGACUCCGUUUCGGACGCUGAGAGCAGUGGCUCUGAAUCUACCCGGGGCGCUGUGGGCAAGGCCGUGCAGAACUUCUUUUGGGCCGAGAUGAAACACAAGGUGGUGAAGAAGACGAGGCACCUGGCCCUCGCCACCCGGACCUUGGUGCAGGCCCAUGGGCCUCCCACCGCCUCCGCCGCCAGCGCCGGGAAGGGCAAGCUGAACACCAAGUUCGACAAGCGAGUGGCCGGCAAGCUGCAGAGACUCGAAAGCCAGUUGAGCCGCCAGACCCGGGAGACCUCGCUCAUCAAGGAGCACGCCAAGCUGAAGCUUCUGGAGACCUCUGCGCCCAUGCGCGCAGAGCUCAUGGAGAAGCUGCGGGAGCUCAUGAAGCAGCGGAUGACGAUGGACCGCGAUAUGUGGAACUGCGUGAAGUCCUUUCUCUACUCCAUGGUGGACAGCGUCUGGGAGGAUGUAGAGAAGGAGAUCGAGCUGAACGUGGAGUUGGCGUGGCUGAAGUCCGACCGCGCCACGAAGCAAAAUGGGCCCGUCACCAGUUGGCGCUGCUACGACUGGCUGCGCCGCAAAGUGCUGCGCCACUACCUCCCCUACGAUCGCUCCAUCUUCGGCAAGCUGAAGAAUCCUUUGUACCUGGCGCUCACCCUGACGAUGCUGGUUCCCAACGCCGGGUUUCGCGUCAGCGUCUUGUCGGUGAUCCUGGGCUUCAUUCUGGUGCCCGGGCCGCCGGAUGAGUUUCAGCUCAUCAACUUCAUCCUGCUGUCCAAGGGGACCCAGUUCAUCACAGGAGGCUUGGUCAGCAUGGGUCAGGGCGCCGCCAUCUACUUCGGUUGCUUCAACUGGUCGGAGGAUCACUUGACCGACUGCAUCGCAAACCGCGGGCCUGGGAAGGUGUCCUCCCUGACGGGUGAGCUCGCGGACUACCUGGGCUCCGUCCUGCUGGUCUGGGUUGCUUUCCUGGCCCUGCCUUUCGCGCAGGAGCACCGCCAGCAAAAGCGGGAGUCCACUCGCCGGAACAACGCCGCGGAGUCUUGCGAGAGCCCCAAGCGGAAGUUCGGAGGGCGCCUAGCGAAUCUGCUGCGUUACGACGUGGGGUGUUUCAUGCUGUCUCUGCUGGUGCUCUUUACGCUUACGGCGGGGAACCUGGAGAAUAGAGAGACGGAAGUGCACGCCUCGGCUUACCGACACUUCCAGGAGAAUAUCUUCUGGUGCAAAGUUCUGUACUCCUUGCUUUCGAUGCCUUUCUCUUUGUUUACCAUACAGCCCUUGCAACAAGUCUUGACGCAUACUGCGCCCACCGGUUUCAAUGAGUUUGGCGCCUGCGUGCCUUUCUGCAUGCCGGAGGCAUGAGG